GCUGUGUGAAAGGUAGUAAGGGUUUAGUAGUAACCCCGUACGAACCCACGACUUUUGUCAAUAUCGACAUCAUUUCUGAUCCCAGCCAUUCGAAUACGCUAUUCAAUGCGCUGCAGAUAACAAGCUAUGGCCGAUGAGAGCAGUAGUCUACCGCCGGUGGCGGCGUAUGAAAACGUCAAGGAAUUCAUGUCUGUUUUGAUGAUGGUCUCGACUACCGACGGACGUCAGUUCUGCGGUACUCUGAUGGCUACAGAUCGAGACAGAAACUUGAUUCUCAGUGAGGCGUCGGAGCAGUUGCCGGUGGGAUUUCAGUCUCGGCGAGGAGAUCGGUUCAGAUACGUUGGCAUGAUAGCAAUUCCGGGGAAACAUAUCUUACGGAUAGAUGCGUCGAAAGAUAGUCUGAAGGCUAGAGAGAUGCUAUUAAAGGGAGUUUCAAGAGGUGCGAUAAUAUAACAAGCGGUCUAGACAAGGUAUCCUCCAGGUCUGCAAAAUGGACUACGAUUAUUCUAUGGAUCUGCUGGGUUUUUAGGUCCAAGGGCACA
Myxozyma melibiosi is the source of this 542-nucleotide messenger RNA. RefSeq lists its product as uncharacterized. Lineage: Eukaryota; Fungi; Ascomycota; Lipomycetes; Lipomycetales; Lipomycetaceae. The transcript has 2 exons. The coding region runs from base 127 to 453 and encodes 108 amino acids. The record is from RefSeq and is a predicted model, not a curated record.